Molecule: messenger RNA, 879 nt
Organism: Solanum tuberosum (potato)
Lineage: Eukaryota; Viridiplantae; Streptophyta; Magnoliopsida; Solanales; Solanaceae
Exons: 1
Coding region: 1-879 (292 amino acids)
Source: RefSeq, a predicted model, not a curated record
AUGGAGUUCCCUGAGAUCAACAUGAUCAGCGAUUUUGAAGCAGGGGUGAAAUGUCUACAAAACCCAUCUCUGGUUUCUCGAUUCUUUUCACUUUCUCCCAUUGAAAAAGUACCCCAAGUUUACAGUUUCUGGAAAUGGGGUGCUUUAAUUCUCGCCAUUUUAGCUACUUUCAGCAGCUUAAUAAGAAAGAUCAAGCUAUUAUUCAUUUACGUUCGUAGAAUGAAACCUUCUGCUGAACCCCUUCUUCAAUAUCUAGGCGAAGACUUCGAUAUUUCCGAUGACGACGAUGAAGAUGAUAAAUGCUCGUCGGCGGCGGCACCGUCUUCGGAUGAUGAGGAUCUAUUAGAUCAACAAAUUGAUGAGGAUUUUACUGUUGCGGGGUCGUGUUUUUAUUUCAGGGAAAAAGGGCAAAAUAGGAAUUUGAGAUUCCGGCGGCGGAGAAAUAGCUUCGAGAGGUUUCCAUGGACGGAAUUUUCUGCCGGAAAGAAUGUUGUGAAGCUAUGGGAUAGUUUAGCUUUAGGAUUAGAUUAUGAAUACGAAGAUUUAUCGAAAAGUGUAGUUUCGUUAUGGGAUUUGAAUCAGGAAGAGAAAAUAGGAAAUUUAUUUACUGGGUCUUCUGAGGUACCGUCGGUGGCAAUGGCGUCGCCGUCUGUGGUUUUGUCAACGGAAGUGAAAAACGACCGGAACGGUGUUGUUUUAGCUGCGUAUGAUACAAGGAUGAAAAGUAAUUCUCCGGCGAUAUGUGCUGACUGGGGUAAAGGAUCAGGGAAGGUCGUCGGAGUUAAUGGUUCCGGCGUCGGAAAAGUUUACGUCAGAAAUGAAGCCGCCGGGAAGUUGACGGUCGGUGAUUUGAGAAACGUGAAAACGCUGUUAGAGUAA